Seriola dumerili (greater amberjack) is the source of this 435-nucleotide messenger RNA. RefSeq names its product ribosomal protein L37a (gene rpl37a). NCBI's taxonomy places the organism in Eukaryota, Metazoa, Chordata, Actinopteri, Carangiformes, Carangidae. The transcript has 4 exons. Gene Ontology annotation, molecular function: structural constituent of ribosome. The record is from RefSeq and is a predicted model, not a curated record. Bases 55 to 333 code for a protein of 92 amino acids. Gene Ontology annotation, biological process: translation. Gene Ontology annotation, cellular component: ribosome.
AUCGCGCCUGCGCCGUAAGCAAUCCCUCUUUGGACCUACGUCUCCACUGAAACGAUGGCCAAGCGCACCAAGAAGGUGGGGAUCGUUGGUAAAUACGGCACGCGUUAUGGCGCGUCGCUGAGGAAGAUGGUGAAGAAAAUUGAAAUCUCACAGCAUGCAAAAUAUACCUGCUCUUUCUGUGGCAAGACCAAGAUGAAGAGGAGGGCUGUUGGUAUCUGGCACUGCGGGUCCUGCAAGAAGACUGUGGCUGGAGGCGCCUGGACUUACAACACAACUUCCGCUGUGACAGUGAAGUCCGCGAUCAGGAGGCUGAAGGAGUUGAAGGACCAGUAAACCAAUGCGAUAUUCGCUGGUGGAUUUGGGACUUUAUUUUCUAUAAUUUAACCGACCUGGACAUGGCCACAACGUCCAAAAAUAAAGCAGUCUGGAGCGGAA